AUGCCCGACUGCGACUGUUCGCAGCAGGCGCUGCUGCAGCGCACGGCGCAGGCGGCCCGCGUGGGGUCUGCUGCAGUCCAGCCCGGCGAUAUUGUGCUGCUGGGCUCCGAUGGACUUUUCGACAACUUGUUUGACGACGAUCUUCUCGACACUUUCAACCAACUUUGCUGGAACAACGCCCCUCCCGGAAAGCCCCCCGCCUGCCACCCCGCCGUCCUCGUCGACGCGCUUCUCGAGAGGGCGGUGAAGGCGGGAGAGGCCCCGCCGGGGGUUUCUUGUCCAGUGGUCACUCCCUUUUCCAAAGCAGCUUUUGACGAAGUGGGCCGGAGACUUGUGGGGGGCAAACCUGAUGACAUUACAGCAGUUGUUGCUUACAUUGUCCCCACAGUUGAGGGCUCCACAGUAGACAGUGCUGCAGUGCUGGGCCGGGGCAGCAGCGCAGUUGCUGCUGUCUGCGGGGGGCCCCCCUCGGGGGCCCCCCAGGGGCCCCCGGGGUCGCCGGGGCCCUCGGGGCCCCCGGGGCCCCCGGGGUCGCCGGGGCCCCAGGGGCCCCCGGGGUCGCCGGGGCCCCAGGGGCCCCCGGAGGACCCGGGGCCCCCGGGGGCGCCGGGGGGGGCCCCCCAGAGGCAGGGGACCCUCAGCAGGGAGUGCAGCGGCUACGGGGCCCUGGACGAACAAACCCCCAGCCAGGGGCCCCGCCCAGGGGCCCCGCUGCAGCAGCAGACACAGACUGUGGGGAGGGGCCCCCCUGCAAUCAGCAGCAGAGCCAGCUUCCCCCCCAGGGCCCUCGGGGGCCCCUCUCCAGCCAUUCGGGCUGCUGUGCAUUCGCUGCCGCAGUCUCUUAAGCCUGGGGACUUCUCCGUUUUUGAACGUUUGCGAGAAAGGGCCCACCAGAGGCUGCAGCGAGCAGCAGCAGCAAGAGCAGCAGCAGCAAGAGCAGCGCAGCGCGAAAGAGAGGCCCCCGGACGCAGCUGGGGCUCUUGGCCUUCAGCGCUGGCCUCCGCCUUCCGGGGCCUCUUUGCUGCCAGGUGA
Messenger RNA from Eimeria necatrix, 1032 nucleotides. Its product is annotated as T-cell activation protein phosphatase 2C, putative. The coding region runs from base 1 to 1032 and encodes 343 amino acids. The record is from RefSeq and is a predicted model, not a curated record. Lineage: Eukaryota; Apicomplexa; Conoidasida; Eucoccidiorida; Eimeriidae. The transcript has 2 exons.